AUGGGACGUGCUUGUCGGCCGCGAAUGCUCCCAGAAUAUCUCACCUUGUCGCUCACCCGUGGCCGAAGGCUGAGCGCCUGUCUUGCCCUCACCACCACUCCACCAAACUGCCUAUGGAAACGAAUGCCCACGAUGAUGGCCGCCCAUGACGGUGCACGGACGGCCACAAACUGCCCACGACCCACCACCACCCCACCAAGGGCGAUGACAGCCCCCACCACUCCCAGCUACGGGGACGGGCGCCUCACCUCACCACCCGAGCUACAGUGA
Laccaria bicolor S238N-H82 is the source of this 270-nucleotide messenger RNA. RefSeq lists its product as uncharacterized. The record is from RefSeq and is a predicted model, not a curated record. The transcript has 2 exons. Lineage: Eukaryota; Fungi; Basidiomycota; Agaricomycetes; Agaricales; Hydnangiaceae. Bases 1 to 270 code for a protein of 89 amino acids.